AAAUGAUUACACAGCAAACUACCGUAUAGACCAAAAUCACCAAAAUAGCAGACCAAUCGCACACCAAUCAAAUGUCAAUCGAAUACGAUUGGUCUUUUAUUAGUAGCAGAAUGCCCGAUAUGGUUAAAACUCCUAUUGCGAUCAUAUUGCGAUUCGAUUUCUAUUCGAUUUUGACAUUAUUAACUUAGGAAAAUCGGGCCCCUGUUGUGGCACCAAAUAUUUAGCAUUCCACUACCAUUCAACAAGAGACGCACAGUACGGACAUUCCCACACCAUCAACAUAAGACGACGCGUUUAGUUCACUUUAACAAAAAUAGGUCAGAAAACAGCUAAGCUAAUUGCUAAUGGGGCUUGCAGCUGACUGCUCCGUACAGUCUUUGUACUGUUGGUAGUUUAUCUAGUGAUGGUAGUGGAAGUCUUAGGUAUUCAUUUUGAGAAGACGCUCCGCCCCUAAAAGACGACCCAUUGACCGAAAAGGCUUGUGUAAAGAACAGGUACCUACCAUUUUGAAGAAACACUAUCAACUCUCUUAUAAAAUACUGCUGACAACAAACUUAUGUAUAAUAUUAUUAACUUAAAAACUUGUGGAAAUGUUUGUUGAUUGUCACAAACAAAACAAUUGAGUUAAUAGGUAUUUCCAAGAAGGUCGUACUAAAAAUGUUUCCGUAGUAGGUUGGGAUAGGUAUGGUUGGGAUUUUGUCAUUGAGUAUUCAAAAGAUUUUUAGAGCCGACAAAGCAAUCAAUAAAUUUUAUAUGAUCAUAUAGGAAGCCAACGCACGCGACGACCCCAACAAAAUUGGGAAAAAGGCUUGGCAAUUGAUGAUAAAUAUAAUCAAAGCCACUGAUAUGUAUUUUGAAAAAUAUAAAAACUCUCAUAAACCUUUUUUUUGGAACUUGUCUAUUGUUCGCAAGAUUUAAAUUGACAUUGAUGGAUGACUUUGCUUGACAGUGACAUUACAGUUGACAAGACAACAGCCGUUUGGUUGUUUAUUUAUUGAUUUAUGUUUUUGUCGUUAAUUAUAAACUGUUUACAGGGGAUUAUUUCAUGUUUUAAAGUUAUAUAAAAUAAAAUGGAAGGGGCAUAUAGCGACAAAUACUCUUUUAUUGGCGAAUGGUAUGACAAUCAAGCCAGCCUGAUUCGCCGGUUUACUGUGUUCUUCUAUCCUACUGAUGAUACGCUGGAAAUGUUCGACCAACGGAACCGUAAGACUUUUGUCAGAAGAGUCAAAGUACAUGGUAUUUCUUUGGAUAGUUUUUACAUUGGCUGCACUCUUUAUAUCUUGGGCAGACUUAUAAAAAUUGUUGAUUUCGCUUGUGAAGAUACAAGAAAGAAACUGCAUAAAGAUAUGCAAAUCACUUUUGUCCUCAUCAAACCAGUUCCUACAAAGAUAGCAGGAAAGAUAUUAACUCACUUCCAGGAGCAUGGGUUACGUGUUUCCAAACUGAAGAAAGCAAGGCUCACAGCAGAUGAUAUUGAUGUUCUUUAUCGGCAAACUGUUACAGAUCCAACUUUUCCGUUCAUACUAGACCACCUAACUAAUCAAUUAGUUUACGGAAUGGAGCUUGUGGGUAGGGAAGCAGUUACUGCUUGUUUGGAACUUCUUGGAGACAAAGACCCACUAAAAGCAGCUCCGGGCACUAUAAGAGCUCUUUACGGUGUUGAUCCAGUGAGGAACUGUGUCCAUGCCUCAACAAAUGCACAGGAUGCAAUUUUUGAUAUAGAUUACUUCUUCCCCCCUCCCCCCAUGCGGUCGAGUCGCCUGAGGCUGACUGCGACGCUGUCCAACUGCACUCUGUGUAUAAUCAAGCCGCACGCUAUCCGAGAGGGCAAGCUCGGCGCGGCGCUCGAAGCGAUUGACGAAGGAGGAUUCGAUGUCACAGCCCUUAACAUGAUCAUUGUGGAGAACAUUAAUGCUUCAGAAUUUUAUGAAGUUUAUAAAGGGAUUGUGCCGGAAUAUAAGGGUAUGGUGGAAGAGCUUUCUAGCGGACCCUGUGUCGCAAUGGAAAUAGUAGCAAAAGAUAAGACUGUAAACAGUGCUGUUGAAUUCAGAAAACUUGUUGGACCUGCUGAUCCAGAAGUUGCCAGACUGCUGCGCCCAUACACAAUCAGAGCAAAACUGGGUAACACGAAAGUUCAGAACGCGAUUCACUGCAGCGAUUUGGCUGAAGAUGGUCUGUUGGAAGUUGAAUAUUUCUUCAAGAUAUUAGAUCUAUAAAUGAAGGCUGAUUUCAAACUGAUAUUUUUAAUGUUACUUAACGUCAAAUUACUGCGUGAUCGUGUGAAAAGCACGGUGGUACGAUAUGUAAUAGUUAUUAUGCACCUGAUUGUGUAGCUUUAGCACCUUGAUAAAGUAAUGUUUAAAGGUUGUUUCAAUUGAUAUGAAACUUCAUUAGACAAUAUGUUUUUGCAGUCGGUAUGACCUACGGAAUAUGAAAUUAACUUGAAAUUAUAUGAAAUGAGUAUAAGCUUCUAAAAUUAAGAGUGUAAUAAAUCUAUCCAUGAUAACUUUAUACUGCCAGAUUGAGAUUUAAAUGCGGUGAGUGUGUAUGAAUUAAAGUUGUUUGAUUUAUGAUUUUCAUAAAGAACUUUCAAACUAAAAGUAGAUGAAUUCUUUUAAAUUGACGCUGUAGCAUCAAAAAAUAUUUCUUGGCAUAGCAAUUGGCAUUGGCAAGCUACUAUACGCGCUCAGACCUUUAGACUGCACAUGAAAAAAACCUCCCGUUGCUCAAUAGAUCUAAGACUCGCUCACAACACAAUAGUCUGAUGCAUGGCAUUUUUUUUUAUAACUGAGCCUAUUAAGGAUUUGCACCAUGUUGCCACCUUAAGUUUGUAUGUUAUUACAGUAACCAGCGAGAAAUAGCUAGUUAGAUAUACAGGUAUAUGCAUAUAAUAUAGAAAAUCAUUCUCUUCAAGCACUUCAAGUAGAUACCAUUUUCUGUAAUUGAGAGCGUCACAUAUUACUGCGCAAACCUACGUUUCAUACGCAACUUAUAACUGGAAAAUUGUCAAUACUCAUUCAUUACUGCUAUAAGAAAUAUUUGUCUUGAGAUUAUUAAGGUAUCGUUUAAUGUUUUAUUUUAUAAUAUGUACCUUUUAUAUGUUUUGCUGCCUUAUGUACAAUAGUUUCUGGCUAGAUGCGAACUGUUCUGACGAGUAUGACCCGGUUUCAACUCGCUGGAGCAGGUCGACAAAUAAGACUGAUAACAUUAAGUGGUUUUUGAAGCCGUAUGAUAUUGCUUACUGAAAUCCUAAUAAAACUUUGAGCAAA
Helicoverpa armigera (cotton bollworm) is the source of this 3269-nucleotide messenger RNA. It is a transcript of the gene nmdyn-D7, whose product is annotated as nucleoside diphosphate kinase 7. Gene Ontology annotation, molecular function: nucleoside diphosphate kinase activity. Gene Ontology annotation, biological process: UTP biosynthetic process; GTP biosynthetic process; CTP biosynthetic process. Bases 1071 to 2216 code for a protein of 381 amino acids. Gene Ontology annotation, cellular component: centrosome. NCBI's taxonomy places the organism in Eukaryota, Metazoa, Arthropoda, Insecta, Lepidoptera, Noctuidae. The transcript is spliced from 7 exons. The record is from RefSeq and is a predicted model, not a curated record.